This is a messenger RNA of Amoebophrya sp. A25, 3250 nucleotides long. Lineage: Eukaryota; Dinophyceae; Syndiniales; Amoebophryaceae. The record is from the annotation of a GenBank genome assembly.
CUUGAUAGCGUAGUAGAAGACACCCAAUCCGCCGGCGACCAUAGUGUUGAAGAGGGGACUGAAGAAGAGUUACGAUUUUGGGAGAUCCAUAUUUAUCGUUUUCAUUUCCGAGUAUUUCCAACUGCAACUGUCGGAUUUGAGAAUGUGCUAGUUUUAGAACGGUUUUCAAUUACAGUAAAUCUGCAGUGUCUUCUUCCACUGAUCGAUUCAACGAGAAUACUAUGUAGCUGCGUCUGCGGCGAUUCUCUUAAUAUUUUCAAAAAAACUUUCUAAGAACGCAGUCUGGCGAGCAGGGGGGCACGUCGGUUGUCGUAGAUGCAGCUGGCGAUGUGGAGAGCGAGAGGGCGAUCAAAAUGAAUGCUGAGACCCAGACCUCCAAUGCACACACCGCAGCAACAGAUGAAGAAGCUGAGACGGAUGUGGCUGGUGCCGCUCGCCCUAGCCAGGUUCAACGACAGGCGUCACUGAAGGAUAAAGGGAAGUCGGAGACGGAGGAGGAAAAAGAGGAACCGAAGGAAGAGAAAAAGGACGCAGGGGAAGAGCAGGCAGAGGAAGCGACAGACAAGGAUAGCGCUAGCCGUGGUUAUGAACAACAGAUACAAACUUCUUCCCACGAGGAGGACGACUAUUUCAACAGGAUAUUGUUAAAAAAAUUGAGGAGUACCUGUUGUUCAUAGUAAAAGAGCAUUAAUGCGUGUGUCUUCUGCCUGUGCAUGUUUCUUUGCACCCUGAUAGAUAGGGUUGCGUAAAAGAAGUACUUCGAGAUUUCCCCAUACAUAAUUAUCGUACACUUUCAUGAUUACGGAGGCGAAACAUCCGACAAGAGGGCGGCAGAGGCAAAGGGAGACGAAGCAGUCAGGGAAGCGACGCUGGAGGCGAAGAGGGCAGAAGAGGGCGCUCGUGAUGCGGCCGCGGCUGCACAAUUAUGAAGUCCAUCAUCGUGAUAUGCUGUCACAGACAACUCGCCAGGUAGCACUUCUUAAUCCACAUACCAAGCAUACCUGUCGUAUUGUAAACUAGACUACAUUUUUUCUUCUAAGACUAGCAAGUAUACCUGUCGUAUUGUAAACUACUACGUACAAAAAUUCAUCACCGAUCCGAUUGAUCUGGGUAUAUCAUCUUCUAAGACAAGCAGCCGACGAGGCACGGGAGCAGGUGCACGAGGAGGUGGUCAAUGCCCAACGUAGUAUCACGGAGACGCUAAAACAGGCAAAGGAAGAGGUAAAAGGUGCCGCAAAGAAACCCGUUCAGGAUUCCGUCCAUAGAGAAGUACAUACUUUUUGAUUUUUAUCUAGGUCUGAUGUUGAUUAGGCAAAAACUUCUAUCUGUUUAUUCUGAAGUUUCAAAAUUUGUUCGUCGAAUCAUCUUCUUAAAUGGAAAAGUAUAUGCGUCGAAUCAUCUUCUUAAAUAUAUGCGUGUAUGAUAGACACUUCUUCUAGUCUUCAUGUUUAUUUUCCCUCUUUCAAAAUACAACUUACAUUAUGAAUGUAACAUCAUAGGAUUUCUUGGACGCGAAAGAAGUGACUAUGUGGAGAACUUUGGGGGACUGGGAUUUAGGCUCGCGUAUCUUCCAGCACAUUCUGACACUGGGGCUGAUUAUCGCUUUGAACUCCUUUUUCUGGUACGCUUUGCUAGUGAAAAGCACUGGGAGCGGUGACGCAGAAGAUGUUAUGGAGGCAGUGACAGUGAGUUGCUAUCAUCACAUAGUAUUCGACGUAAAGGCUUUUUUGUUACCAUUACAAGUCCUAAUUCAUCAUCUUACUUCUGUUUACAACUGAGGCAGUGCAUCUACAAGUAGCUAAAACCGAGUAGCUAUACAUAGCAUCUCCCGCCCUUUUCUUUCCUGUCUUCAUAGUUGCAGGUGGUCGCGAAAGCGAGCCCUUAUUGGUAGGUCGAAGUUCGUCGCAGAGGGACAGUGCGACCUCUGGUAGACCGUCCUCGAUGCGGUCCCCCAAUUCUCAUUAAGGCUGUCUACCUCUACUGGACAGUUCGCAGUUCUCAAGAAAAAGUCGCUAAGUAUGGUUGGUUCAGAAUUUUAUUUUUUUUUGUCAACAUCUCAGUAAUAAUCGUUCACAAAGAUAAUCAUUUAGUGUCCCCUUCAACAUUCACUGUUACUAGAGAACCGAUAUUAAUGUAUGCAAGAGUCCUAAUAUCGCUUUCACUUCUUAGAAAAUAAACCGCGGCUGCCCUAUGGCCAUCGUGAACGAUGGCAAGAACAGGGACUACAGCAUGACUUUCACUUCUUAGUAGAAAAUGAAUUAUCGCGGAUUUUGAGAGCUCUAAUCUGAGUCUUCGUUCAGGUCAUCCCGAAUGAGUUCACGGCGAGACUCGAAUGACGAGAAUGGGGAUCAUCGAGACAGUACGAGUACGCGAGGAAGUUCGAGAACGGGCGGAGGAGGUAGCGGAAGAUUCUCAACAUCCGAACACGGUGCUGACUCUAUGGCUUGUUAACUUAUUUAUCCAUCUCAGGAGUCGUAGAGGCUUAGAAGACCCUAAGUAAUAAUAACUGAUUCAUGCUUCAUGCUAUUGGAGGAGUAGCCUAAUCGUAAUCCAUCUUCUGGAGCAUCUUGCUUGGUCCGGAAGGACUGUCCCCUAGGAGGCAAGGGGAACGAGACAAGGGGAAAGAGACAAGGGGAAACCAGGUCCAAGAACAGUUCUUUCAAGAUACAUUUGGCUCAGGUCUAAUAAUUUGCAGCGUGGACCCAGCAGAGGAUAUAGCAGUCGGUCUGGCGGCAGCGGAGUGGACGACCGAGGUCCAGGAGUGUCUCAAUGACGACAUGAAGCAUCUAAAUUUUUUGGAUUUUGAAUUUGAUCAUUUUGGGUGUCGUCAAGUAGAAGGUGAUAGCGAAUCUCUUUGUUCUGUGAGUAAUGGAAAGAGAUAACCACGAAUAAAGUGCUGUCAAAAGAAGAUAGGUUUCUCUUGGAUAUUUUUGAGAAAAAUAAGGACAAUCUACACAGAUACACAGUGAACUAAAAAGGAUAGUAUAAAAUGCACACAAUGUUCAUGAUCACCUAACAAACGCAUGCACGUACCAGGUGUAUCGAUGACAAGCUAUCAAUGAAGAGAAAUUAACUAUUGCCACCCACUAACCAGACUGAACAGAACUCAACCACGUUGAUUAUCACUACUAGGAAUGCCGGUUGAGAGCGUAGUCAAAGACAAUGUCAACCUAAAAAUGUCAUAGACUCCAAGAAACGCAUCGAAGAACUGUUGUAACAGGUUACUUACAUUUCGCACCAUCUUAAUCCC